Molecule: messenger RNA, 2298 nt
Organism: Trametes versicolor FP-101664 SS1
Lineage: Eukaryota; Fungi; Basidiomycota; Agaricomycetes; Polyporales; Polyporaceae
Exons: 20
Coding region: 1-2298 (765 amino acids)
Source: RefSeq, a predicted model, not a curated record
AUGACGGGGAACCUCAUAUUCGACGGAGUGACAAGUUAUAUUCAAUACCUAGUCAUCUACUAUUACAGAGUCGGGGGGCACAGCUCUCGUCCUGCUUUACCCACCGAGGAUACCAAAAACACACGCUCGCUCUGCGAUCAGCUACCGAAUGUGCCGCAAUCGGUGUUCUCCCCGAUCGCAGCCGAAGUCGUCGCCUACAAAGGCUCCGUCAACCGCUCGCGCCCGCACAACGUCGCUUUGCUCGCGAGUCGCACUCCGCUAGCCGCCAUGAAGAGUAUACAUCCCGUCCUGCUCGUCUCUGCGGCGCUAUUGAGCGUCACAGUAGCAAGCACCAGUUUUACUCAGGGCCUCACGCCGAAAAAGUACAUCAACCUUCCCCUUGGCGAUGUCAAGCCCGGUGGAUGGCUGCAGGAUUUCCUCGCACCACGAGCCCAAGUUGGAAAAGCGGAAGGUUUCUACCAAUAUCUAUCCCGUGCAGACACGGAAUGGGUCGCGAGACGGGCGCCGGUUUACUCCAUCGAAGGAGGGAUAGCUUACACCGCCAUCUCCACCACAUCGCGGCGGAGCAGCCGGAAGCCACUGGUUCAUGCUCACCCUCACGUUGACACGCAGAACGACAUGGUCACCAUCGCCGGCAUCUCCGAAAACCAGGUUCUCCUAUCUCAGACGGAGCAGUUUCUGGACUAUUACAUCGAUACGCAGGACGCAGAUGGCUGGCUUGGCCCGGAAGUCACUACGGGAAGGCCGCGCCGGCUCUCCGCAAGGCGAGCCUAUUACGUGAAGCUUCCGUUCCUCCUGGGGGCGAUGCGCAUCGCCGAUGCGAAGCCCGCCCGAGCCGAUCGAAUUGCAGCUGGCUUGCAUAGAUUCGUGGCGCUCGUGCACGACAUGCUGCGCCGGGGCGAGGGGCUGGAGGAUGACGCCUCAGUGUACGCCGGGGAUCUGCUUGUAGUACUUCAAUGGCUCUAUGAGUUCCACCCGAGCGGACAUGAGGACGUCCUUAUGGAGAUCAUGCUUAUGCUCUCGCAGACCGGAGAGUCCUUGACACCCGUCUUCAGAGAGGAGGUACUGUUUAUACGCCGAAGAUGCGAUAGUCGCCACACUGACUCGGACAAGAAUUUCCCCAGGGCGGACCCGACGCAGCAACACUGGCAGCUCCCCGACGUCGGGAUCCAAUGGCACGCCAUGAACGCAGCGAAGGCGCUCGCCACUCUGGGCGCGAGGCACCGUCUCAGCGACAAUGGCUCUGACGAUACUGCGUGGGAUACGAUCUUGACACCGCACGGACAACCAUCCGGCCUCUUCGCGCCUUCCAUGCACAUCGGCCGGUAUUGGGAAGAAGGAUGGAAACCAUACGCUCUCAGCGGGGACCUCAUAUACUUGGAAAACGUGGAGCGCAUCGCGCACGCAGCUGUACUAGCUCCACAAUCAUUCAAUCUUAGCCCAGGGUCUUGGGGGAUCACCAGCAGUCUCUCGCUGUGUAGAGAGACGCACACUUCGAAUGGGCCGUACGAAGACUUGUUGGCAUACAGCGGCGACAAUCCGACAUGCACUGCUGUCCUAUAUCCCGAAGGAGCCUUCGAUCUGAUCUACGGGGCGUUCCUGUACACAGCGGACCGCAAGUCCCUUAUCCAAGUCCUGCCCGGGCCCUUCACCGUAAACACAACGCUUGCAGAAGACAACCAGGUCGUGAUCUCAGUUAACUCGAGCUACCCUUAUAGCUGGGACACACUCUCCCAAGGAGUCAUUGUCGCUCAGAAGACGUUUAUGUACUACACGCGCAUCCCCAAGUGGUCAACGGGUGCGACGAUCUCCGUCAACGGGAGCGAUCCGGGCCCUUGCUCGCCGGUUGACGGGAUGCACGCUUUCCGCGUGGAACCAGGGACAACAAACUUCACGCUCAAUCUUCCCUUGGACAUUGUCGCAGACCAGCUGCGCCCGGGACACGUCGCAGUCAGCCGCGGCCCAGUCCUCUAUGCCUUCGACGAGUGGUACCCGCUCGGCGCCGACAACGCGAUCCAUCGGGGAAUGCACUACGCAAUAGACCCGUCGACGGUGUCCCUAAGCCCCGCCAAGAUGCGAUCACUCAGACCAAUCUGGCGUGACGCGGGCCAUACGCUCACCGUUGUGGCGUGUCCAACCGCGGGGACUAAGGAUAAUCACCUCUUCGCGGAAGAUCAAAAUGCGGCGACGUGCGUGGGCCCGGCGAGGAAUAUCACAUUGAUACCGGCCGUGGACGCGAUCUUCCCCGAACACGCGGUGAGGGAGUUCCCCACUUUCAAAAUCUCCGACAUAGCGUAG